AUUCAUUAGUAAUUCCGAUUUAUUAUAAAAUUAUGAUUUUAUUAUUGCUUUUAUUAAUAGUACCUAUAACAAACACUGGCUUGAAAACCUGAAAUACGAUGAAAAUAAAUUCUAAUCAACCAUAAACAGUCAUGUAUAGUAACCAAGUCGUUUUAUUAAAAAAAAAUACAAGUUGACUACGGAAAUCAAUAAAUAUAGUCAGUCGUUGUUAACUUUUAUCGGUGCAGUUAUUAUUUAUGUUAGGCUGAAUAUAAAUUAGGGAUAACAGCAUCAUUCCUAAUUUGAAAUAAUAAAAUCAUAAAAAUGAGCAAUAGUUCAUUUAGCCAGAGUUCAAAAGGGAAUCAGAAACAAUACCUCUGUGCCGUGUGUGAUAAACCAUUCACCACAAGAAAUAUUCUAACAGUCCACCGGAGGACGCACACUGGAAAGAAACCGUUCCCGUGUGAUGUGUGUGAAAAGUCGUUCAGUCAAAAGAGUAAUUUGAUGAUACACCGGCGGACACACACAGGAGAGAAACCGUUCCCGUGCGAUGUGUGUGACAAGUGGUUCAACACUAACUCUGAGCUGAUGGUACACCGGAGAACACACACGGGAGAGAAACCAUUUCCGUGCGAUGUUUGUGAAAAGUCGUUCAGUCAAAAGAGUAAUUUGAUGGUACACCGGCGGACACACACAGGAGAAAAACCGUUCCCGUGCGAUGUGUGUGACAAGUGGUUCAACACUAACUCUGAGCUGACGGUACACCGGAGAACACACACGGGAGAGAAACCAUUUCCGUGCGAUGUUUGUGACAAGUGGUUCAAAACUAGCAAUAAUUUGACGGUACACCGGCGGACACACACAGGAGAAAAACCGUUCCCGUGCGAUGUGUGUGACAAGUGGUUCAACACUAACUCUGAGCUGACGGUACACCGGAGAACACACACGGGAGAGAAACCAUUUCCGUGCGAUGUUUGUGACAAGUGGUUCAAAACUAGCAAUAAUUUGAAGGUACACCGGCGGAGACACACAGGAGAGAAACCGUUCCCGUGUGAUGUGUGCGACAAGAGGUUCAGUCAAAAGAGUAAUUUUAUGGUACACCGGCGGACACACACAGGAGAAAACACAGGCAUACUGCAAAAUCUAAGAUCUUAUAUUGAUCAAUAG
This is a messenger RNA of Acyrthosiphon pisum (pea aphid), 1146 nucleotides long. RefSeq names its product zinc finger protein 239-like. Gene Ontology annotation, cellular component: nucleus. Gene Ontology annotation, molecular function: RNA polymerase II transcription regulatory region sequence-specific DNA binding; DNA-binding transcription factor activity, RNA polymerase II-specific. Gene Ontology annotation, biological process: regulation of transcription by RNA polymerase II; embryo development. The record is from RefSeq and is a predicted model, not a curated record. The transcript has a single exon. The coding region runs from base 304 to 1146 and encodes 280 amino acids. Lineage: Eukaryota; Metazoa; Arthropoda; Insecta; Hemiptera; Aphididae.